Molecule: messenger RNA, 2381 nt
Organism: Linum trigynum
Lineage: Eukaryota; Viridiplantae; Streptophyta; Magnoliopsida; Malpighiales; Linaceae
Source: the annotation of a GenBank genome assembly
ACUUCCUCCUAAACAGGCAGAAACAUUUACACUUCCUUUUCGUUGCAGUAGAAAACUCCAGAGCAGCCUGCAGGGGAAGAGCCAGAGCGAAAAACAACGAGAUCGAAACGAUGGGUGAUUCGGGGUUUCGAUCAAUGCUGCUGUUAGUGAUUGUCGUCCUUCUUCCAGCAUCGGUCCAUUCUACGGUUCGAAAGUACACAUUCAACGUGGUGUCGACAAACACUACGAGGCUUUGUUCAAGCAAGUCAGUGGUGUCCAUUAAUGGGAAGGUGCCAGGGCCAACCCUUUACGCUAGGGAAGGUGACAAUGUCCUUGUUAGGGUUCAUAACCAUGUCCCUAACAACAUCACCAUUCACUGGCAUGGGGUCAGGCAGCUUCGGACCGGGUGGUCUGACGGGCCGGCUUAUGUGACCCAAUGUCCAAUCCAAAGUGGCAAGAGCUUCUUGUACAACUUCACGCUGACAGGGCAGAGAGGCACAUUGCUUUGGCAUGCACAUAUUUCGUGGCUAAGGGCAACUGUGUAUGGAGCCAUUGUCAUACUUCCUAAGAAAAAUGUUCCUUAUCCUUUCCCAAAACCUGAUGGCGAAAAGGUCAUUGUACUUGGAGAAUGGUGGAAAGCGGAUGUUGAAAGUGUAGUGAAGCAGGCCACAACGACUGGGAUGCCACCCAACAUUUCGGAUUCUCAUACCAUCAAUGGUGAUCCUGGUCCUGUCUUUGGUUGCUCUUCCUCCGGGUACAGUCUCCACGUCGCAAAUGGAAAAACCUACCUGCUCCGGAUAGUAAACGCGGCGGUCAACGACGAGCUCUUCCUCAAAAUCGCCGGCCACAAACUCACCGUCGUCGAAACCGACGCCGCCUACACGAAGCCCUUCACCACCGACACAAUCUUCCUCGGGCCGGGGCAAACCACAAACGCCCUCCUCACCGCCGACCAAACCGCCGGAAAAUACACAAUCGCCGUUUCCCCCUUCAUGGACACGGUCGUCCCCGUCGACAACGCCACCGCCGUCGGAUUCCUCCGCUACAAGGGGAUCCAACCCUUUUCCCCACCGCACCUCACCGCCACUCCACCAAUCAACGCCACCGCCGUCACCGCCGCCUUCGCCGGCGGACUCAGGAGCCUCAAUUCCCCAAAUUACCCCGCCGCCGUGCCCCAAACCGUCGACCACUCCCUCCUCUUCGCAAUCGGCGUCGGAAUCAACCCUUGCCCGACCUGCGUGAACGGGACCAAGACCGUCGCCAACAUCAACAACGUCUCCUUCGUCCUCCCCACCGUGGCUCUGCUCCAGGCCCAUUACUUCAAAUUACAGGGGAUCUUCACCUACGAUUUCCCGGCGAACCCGCCGUCGCCUUACAAUUACACGGGGAACCCGCCGGCGAAUUUGCAGACCACGAACGGGACGAAGGUGUAUCGGCUAGGGUUUAACGACACCGUGGAGGUCGUCCUUCAGGGGACUAGCUUGAUCGCGCCGGAGAGCCAUCCAAUUCAUCUCCACGGAUUCAAUUUCUUCGUGGUGGGAAAAGGCUUGGGGAAUUUCGACAAGGGUAAAGAUCCGAGCAGCUUCAAUUUGGUUGAUCCGGUGGAGAGGAACACAAUGAGUGUCCCCACCGCAGGAUGGACCGCGAUCCGAUUCCGAGCUGAUAAUCCAGGGGUAUGGUUUUUGCACUGCCAUUUGGAGGUGCAUACGACAUGGGGAUUGAAGAUGGCAUUCGUGGUGGAGAAUGGGAAAGGUCCUAAUGAGUCGAUACUCCCACCUCCUCCUGACCUCCCACAAUGCUAAAAAGAAUUAAUAAGACUUCAAAAGGAAAGAGUUGAACAGUGGAUUUCAGGAAUCCAUGGAAUCACUCUCGAGACAAUUGGGGUAGGGUUUGUAGACAGACAGACAGGGGAGAUUUGUUGUACUUUGUAAGUAGAGGGUGAGAAGCAAUGUUGUCAGAAUCGAACCGGAGCAUGAUCUGGUAAUGCGAACGGCUCGCACUUUAACGGUCCAACCGGCAUUAGACCGUUUAAAAAUCGUUAGAGAACCGGUAUCUAAUAAACGUUAUCACUAUAAAUAGUGGACAUUUCUUAAUCAGAGCUCAUCUCUUUCUUUCGAAAUUGUGAAAUGGAAAUAAGGAUUCAAUUUGAGAGCCCGACGUUUUUGGUUUAUUUCAAUUUUCAAUUUUCUACAAUUUUUUUAAUUAAAUUUAGUGGCUGAAUGGCAAAAACCGGACGACCGGCUCGAUCAGCUCGAACGACUAACCGCCUCGGCCGCUCGCCAACCACUACAUAAAACCGGAGCGAUUUUUAGACUAUUCCGAGCCGGUUUUGUGAUCGGGUGGCGGUUUUACCGGUCGGACCGAGCGGCUCGGCUCGGCUUUAAUAACACUGGUGAGAAGUG